AUGAAAUCUUUUUAUUAGCUACCAACAUCCAUCAUAUUUAAUUUGAAGAUUUCCAAUAAAGUGUAUUCAUAUUAGUAUCUAUUUAUCUUGCUUUUAUUAAUAGGCUUUUGCUUGUUUAUUUAUUUGUUUGUUUGUUUGUUUGUGAUUUUGAAGGGGAAUAAAUCUUAAUGA
Messenger RNA from Tetrahymena thermophila SB210, 171 nucleotides. RefSeq names its product transmembrane protein, putative. Lineage: Eukaryota; Ciliophora; Oligohymenophorea; Hymenostomatida; Tetrahymenidae. The record is from RefSeq and is a predicted model, not a curated record. The transcript is spliced from 2 exons.